Pongo pygmaeus (Bornean orangutan) is the source of this 2614-nucleotide messenger RNA. It is a transcript of the gene RDH10, whose product is annotated as retinol dehydrogenase 10. The transcript is spliced from 6 exons. The record is from RefSeq and is a predicted model, not a curated record. Gene Ontology annotation, molecular function: oxidoreductase activity, acting on the CH-OH group of donors, NAD or NADP as acceptor. NCBI's taxonomy places the organism in Eukaryota, Metazoa, Chordata, Mammalia, Primates, Hominidae. The coding region runs from base 60 to 1085 and encodes 341 amino acids. Gene Ontology annotation, cellular component: lipid droplet.
AGGGCUCAGGGUGGGCGCGGACGCAGGCACUGGGCUCGUGCGGGGCCCCGGGCGUCGCGAUGAACAUCGUGGUGGAGUUCUUCGUGGUCACUUUCAAAGUGCUCUGGGCGUUCGUGCUAGCCGCGGCGCGCUGGCUGGUGCGGCCCAAGGAGAAGAGCGUGGCGGGCCAGGUGUGCCUCAUCACCGGCGCCGGCAGCGGCCUGGGCCGCCUCUUCGCGCUGGAGUUCGCCCGGCGCCGGGCGCUGCUGGUGCUGUGGGACAUCAACACGCAAAGCAACGAGGAGACGGCUGGCAUGGUGCGCCACAUCUACCGCGACCUGGAGGCGGCCGACGCCGCCGCGCUGCAAGCUGGGAAUGGUGAGGAAGAAAUUCUGCCCCACUGUAACUUGCAGGUUUUUACCUACACCUGUGAUGUGGGGAAGAGGGAGAACGUCUACCUGACAGCUGAAAGAGUCCGCAAGGAGGUUGGCGAAGUCUCAGUCCUGGUCAAUAAUGCUGGUGUUGUCUCUGGGCAUCACCUUCUGGAAUGUCCUGAUGAGCUCAUUGAGAGAACCAUGAUGGUCAAUUGCCAUGCACACUUCUGGACCACUAAGGCUUUUCUUCCUACGAUGCUGGAGAUUAAUCAUGGUCAUAUUGUGACAGUUGCAAGUUCCUUGGGAUUGUUCAGUACUGCCGGAGUUGAGGAUUACUGUGCCAGUAAAUUUGGAGUUGUGGGUUUUCAUGAAUCCCUGAGCCAUGAACUAAAGGCUGCUGAAAAGGAUGGAAUUAAAACAACCUUGGUUUGCCCUUAUCUUGUAGACACUGGCAUGUUCAGAGGCUGCCGAAUCAGGAAAGAAAUUGAGCCUUUUCUGCCACCUCUGAAGCCUGAUUACUGUGUGAAGCAGGCCAUGAAGGCCAUCCUCACUGACCAGCCCAUGAUCUGCACCCCCCGCCUCAUGUACAUCGUGACCUUCAUGAAGAGCAUCCUACCAUUUGAAGCAGUUGUGUGCAUGUAUCGGUUCCUAGGAGCGGACAAGUGUAUGUACCCCUUUAUUGCUCAAAGAAAGCAAGCCACAAACAAUAAUGAAGCAAAAAAUGGAAUCUAAGAAUCUUUUUGUAUGGAAUAUUACUUCUAUCAGAAGAUGAUCAAGAUGUUUCAGUCCAGUGCACAUCAGCAUUGCUGACAUUUUAUGGAUUCUAAACUUGUGUUGUUUCUUUUUUAAAUCAACUUUUUAAAAAAAUAAAGUGUAAAUUAACCGACUAGAGUACUUGGAAAAUGUGAUCAGUACAAGUGAACUUAGGUUGUUGCCAACAGGGUCCUUUUAGGCAAAACCCAAAAACCAGUCAAAUCUGUAGAGAAGCAGUGUGACAUCUUCAGGAUACCAUUAUUUUUUUUAAUGAGCAGGAAGUCUAGAAAUGAUAACUAGACUGUUUGUUUCAUGUGUGUGAUUUUUCAGAAUUCCCAUAGAGUUUACUCAUUCUUGUUAUUAAACUCUAGCCAGUUGACAUCUUUGCAAUUUCAAGGACUGAUAGUGCUGUAUUUUCUCAAGUUUUCUAAGUUUCCGUUUUGCAAGGCCUAGGUGGCUUUUUCAUGGUGUUUGUAUGUUUAGCUCUUUUGAAAAGGAAUUUUGAAAUCUCCAUCAAUUGAAGUAAAUGAUGUCUGAGUGUUACAGUAAAGGUGACCAAGUCUCUUUCUUAAAGUCACAAUGACUAAAGUAUUAGCUGAAUUUUUUUUUUUUUUUUUUGACGGAGUCUCGCUCUGUCACCAGGCUGGAGUGCAGUAGCACAAUCACGGCUCACUGCAAUCUCUGCCUCCCAGGUUCAAGUGAUUCUCCUGUCUCAGCCUCCCAAGUAGCUGGGACUACAGGCAUGCGCCACCACGCCCAGCUAAUUUGUGUAUUUUUAGUAGAGACGGGGUUUCACCAUGUUGGUCAGGAUGGUCUCCAUCUCUUGACAUUGUGAUCCACCUGCCUCAGCCUCCCAAAGUGCUGGGAUUACAGGCAUGAGCCACUGCGCCCAGCCUUGAAUUUUUAAUUUUAUCUCUGAUAUACUUCAUUAAGUGUCUGGAGACCUAAUUAUCCUAAAAGAUCAUGCAUUUUCUACCUAUGAAUUUUGCUGCAUACAGAAAGUGCCCUUUCCUCAGGAAGUUGCUGUGUUUCAUUUCUUUGGAUGGACUCUUAUCUAGAAUACAUAGCAGCUCUGCAAAGAAACAGUUUGUAAAAAUGGGAACUUCUACAUUGAAAAGUCCCCAUUUUUGUGCCAACUAUGAUUAGUGAGAGGGAGAAAUCUUAUUCUAUGGCAUAUGUAUGGAAGGGUGUAAAGAUUCUUUUGAAAGGUUUAUUCACAUUGUAGAACAGCAAAUGACAUUUUUACAGUAUUUUUUUGUAAAGCAAACUAUUUUGUGCCUUGAAUUUGGUAUAUGUGUAUUAGUGAAACAUUGUAAAAGUGAACUUCUACCUCUGUAUCUAAAUGUAUACCAUCCACUUGUAAAUUACUAUAAACUAUUAUGUGAUUGCUUUUUUUUUUAGAAUGUCUUGUUUAAAUAGUGGCCAAUGUUUAAGGCUGUUAAAAUAAGCCAACUUUUACUAAUUGGGGAGUUUUAUAAAUGACUGAUUAAAUUUAAAGAAUUAACUUA